AUGAGCAAGUUCAUCGAGGCGGCCAACACGCUCGGCUUCACCGAACGCCAGAAGGCGGUCAUCUUUGCCGUCGUCGCGGCCAUUCUCCACGGCGGCAACGUCGACUUUGAGUCGCUCGACGAUGAGAGCUGUCGAAUUGGCGCCGAUGCGGAGGCCGGGCCCUUGGCACGGUUUAUUGCCCUGCUGGGCGUCAGCGGCCCCGCCUUGAAGCGGUGGCUGACGCACGAGGCGAUCAAGAGCGGCGGCGCCUUUGGCGGCGGCGAGGUGAUUGUGAAGCCGCUGAAUGCGGCGAAGGCCGCCUACAGCCUGGAGGCGAUGCUCAAGUACAUGUACGAGCGACUUUUCCUGUGGAUUGUCGGCCUGAUCAAUGUCAGCCUGGGGCCGCCUGGAGCGCUGAGUGAGUACCAGUUCAUCGGCGUCCUCGACAUCUACGGCUUUGAGCACUUUGAGACGAACAGCUUUGAGCAGUUCUGCAUCAACUACGCCAAUGAGGUCCUCCAGCAGCAGUUCAACCUGCACGUCUUCAAGCUGGAGCAGGAGGAGUACGUCCGGGAGGGCAUCGACUGGACCUUCAUCACCUUCAACGACAACCAGACGGUGAUUGACCUGAUUGAGACGCGCCCGCUGGGAAUCCUCUCACUGCUGGACGAGGAGUGCAAGGUACCGCGGGGCAAUGACGACAACUGGUGCACCAAGCUGUACGGCAGCCUCUCGGCGAAGUACGGCGAGGUGUUUCGAAAGCCCAAAUUUGGCUGGCAGCGCUCCUUUAUCAUUCAGCACUUUGCCGACGUCGUCACCUACUCGGUGGGCGGCUUUGUGGAGAAGAACCGCGACAAGAUGGAGGACGAGGUGGUGGAGCUGCUGAAGAGCAGCGAGGUCAUUGGCUGCCUUUUUGCGGAGGACCUGGGCGCUUCGGGAGCCGGAGGGGCUGGUGCUCCAGGAGCUAAAGGAGGCGCCGAUGGUGGAAAGGGCAAGGGCGCCGGCGGCAAGGUGAAGAUCACCCACCAGGACCAGCGAAGCUCGGCGGCGGCGGCGGCCGCUGCGGCGAAGAAGGCCCAGAAGGCCACCGUCGGCUGGCAGUUCAAGGAGAGCCUCGAGGCGCUGAUGAAGAUUCUCAACUCCACGGAGCCCCACUACGUCCGUUGCAUCAAGCCAAACGACGUGAAGGGGGCCUUCACCUUCAACAAUGAGCGGGCGGUGCAGCAGCUGCGCGCCUGCGGCGUCCUCGAGACGAUUCGCAUCAGCUCGAAUGGCUUUCCCAGCCGCUGGAGCUACCAGGACUUUGCCAAUCG
This is a messenger RNA of Rhagoletis zephyria (snowberry fruit fly), 1292 nucleotides long. The record is from RefSeq and is a predicted model, not a curated record. Lineage: Eukaryota; Metazoa; Arthropoda; Insecta; Diptera; Tephritidae.